AAAGAAAUGGCUGCACCAACUUAAAGAACCAGAGGUCCAGAUCCAGAAGGAAUAAGAAAGAAGAAGGAAGAAGAGGAAGAAAGUUCUGCUCCACCUCCACCAGAAGUUGAAGUGAGCCAUGUAUUCGUCUCUCUCUCGGCUGUCUUCGUCUCUGGUUCAUCGCCUUGCUAGAUGCCAGAGCCAGCUCAGUGCGUCGAGGUCUUUCUCUGUCUCUGGAACGCCACCAGGUCCAAUAGAGAAUUUUCAACAAGGUUUCAAUUCUUCUGAGAAUGUUUCAAGGAAUUCCAGGUCUAUGAACUUUGUGAGGGGGAUUCUAGAGGAGGAUGGAAAGGAAAACUUUGGUUUUUCUCAGUUUCCCCGAUAUAAUAUGGAGCAAAAUGCUGAUAUUGUCCAUAUAAAGCUGAUGAAAAACAAUACCUUUGUUACUGUGACGGACUCAAAGGGGAACAAGAAACUUGGGGCCUCAGCCGGGUCGUUACCAGGAAUGAAAGGAGGACCAAAAUUGUCUAAGUAUGCUGCUGAAGCAACUGCGGAACACGUUGGACGGAUGGCAAGAAAUUUCGGGUUAAAAUCAGUUGUAGUGAAGGUGAAAGGGUUUACAUAUUUUAAGAAGAAAAGGCAAGCCAUUGUGAGCUGGAAAGAGGGCUUUACCAAUUCCAAAGUGGGUUUGAAUCCGAUUGUAUAUAUUGAAGAUACAACCCGAAAACCCCAUAAUGGCUGUCGCCUCCCAAAGAAACGUCGUGUGUAAACACAGUGAGUAGUAUCUUUUACUUGGCUAGAGUAUCUUGUCCAAUAACGAGAUGUAGAGUCCAAACUCACUGGUGGCAGAACUUUUCGAAGAAGAGUGCAUUUUUUCUUUUAAUCCCUUUAAUUUCAAUGCCGUUGUGAUGCUACUGUGGUCUAUUUGGAGAUGGUUGUUUCUUAUGAGAAUAUAUUUGCUUAGAAAUUUCUCUUACAAUAUCAGUCUGGAAAAUUUGUGCUUUUUCUUAGCAGUGUUCAGCUGUAGUGAUAAUGGUUGGAAUUGACUGUUCAUUGACUUCAAUUCAUGAAAUCUUUUAUGAAAUAGAACCAGAGAUACAGAUUGUUUGAA
Messenger RNA from Prunus dulcis (almond), 1090 nucleotides. RefSeq names its product probable ribosomal protein S11, mitochondrial. Gene Ontology annotation, cellular component: ribosome; mitochondrial small ribosomal subunit. Bases 119 to 748 code for a protein of 209 amino acids. NCBI's taxonomy places the organism in Eukaryota, Viridiplantae, Streptophyta, Magnoliopsida, Rosales, Rosaceae. The record is from RefSeq and is a predicted model, not a curated record. Gene Ontology annotation, biological process: ribosomal small subunit assembly; translation; maturation of SSU-rRNA from tricistronic rRNA transcript (SSU-rRNA, 5.8S rRNA, LSU-rRNA). Gene Ontology annotation, molecular function: structural constituent of ribosome; mRNA 5'-UTR binding; small ribosomal subunit rRNA binding. The transcript has 3 exons.